Asterias rubens (European starfish) is the source of this 1889-nucleotide messenger RNA. RefSeq lists its product as uncharacterized. The record is from RefSeq and is a predicted model, not a curated record. The transcript has 4 exons. Lineage: Eukaryota; Metazoa; Echinodermata; Asteroidea; Forcipulatida; Asteriidae. Bases 135 to 1769 code for a protein of 544 amino acids.
UUCUGUUGUGAUAAUUUACUUGCAGAUAGAUGCAUAAAUAGGGCAAAUGAAUGGAUAUUUUGAGUUAUCAAGAUUAAUCCGCGAAUUUAAUUGGGAUCAUUCCUGUUAUCAUGGAUUGACACUGAUCAUCAGUCAUGUCUGCCAAACACUGCUCGGUGCCUCACUGUGUCUCAAAUAGAAAGCGAUCUGCGGCUAACAUCAGCUUUCAUAUGUUCCCUAAAGAUGAGGAUCUACGAGAGGAAUGGGUCCUGAAAAUCAAGAGCAAUGAGGGAUCGAGUUAUAAGGAGAUAUCAGAAACCGGCUUUGUAUGCUCUAAGCACUUCAAGAAGGAAGAUUUUGCCUGGAGUGCUGCCGGGACGAGGAAAAGGCUGAAACGAGGAACAGUUCCAUCCAAGUUCCCCUGGCAGAACAAACAAAAAGCUGCGGCUGUCGCUGGCAAUAUCACACAAAUAUCAUCAGUCGCUAGCAACGGAUUAAGAAAUGGUGCUACUGCCACAGAACCUCAGAGCAUCACAAGAGAGAGGGAAGAGUUACAGAACAAUACAAAAGAGAGGGUAGAGUUACAGAUUAAUAAAAAGGAGAUGGUAGAGGCUCAGAACAGUACAACGGAUUGGGUGGAGGUCCAUAACAAUACAAAGGAGUGGGUACAAGCACAUAUCAAUGCAAAGGAGAGGUUAGAAGCAGAGAGCAAUGUAAGGGACAGGGAACAAGUGCUUGCUCUUCAGGACAGAGUCGUAAAACUCCAAGCCAAAAUUGAAAGAAAGGACAGAGAUUUUUCAAGGAAGUUUACCGAGUGCGAGCUCCUGACACAACGGUUGUCCGUCGAACGCUUCGGACUGAACCGAUUCUGCCGAAACGAUGCUAUGAUUCAAUUCUACACGGGGUUUCCAAGCUAUACUCAGUUUAUCGCGUUCUUCCUAAGCGUCAAGCCGAGUGAUGACAAAGAGUCUGCGUACCAUACCAUAUUACACAGCAGCCCCGUUUCGGGUCCCAUGAAGGAUUUGCAGCUAGUGGAUGAACUUUUCAUGUUUAUGUGUUGCCUUCAUGCAGGCUUACUGCUAGAGGAUCUCGCAGACCGUUUCAAUAUAAACAUAUCUCUGGUGCAUCGAACCAUAGUAACAUGGUGCAACUAUCUGUACCUUCUCCUGUCUCAGUUGCCGGUCUGGCUGAGUCGAGAAGCAAUGUCGGCCUCAACGCCAGUCUGUUUUAAAGAGCUCCACCCGAACACGAGAGUAAUAAUCGACUUCACAGAGUUGAAAGCAGAAACUCCUGAACUGUUGAAUCCAGAAAUUGGCAGUGUGAGUAAAUCCUGGUGUGGGAUAUCAACGCUUAGAGGUCUGUUGGGUCUUGCUCCCAGCGGUGCCGUCGUCUUUCUUUCAGAGCUGUACGUUGGACCGGUGUCGGACGCACAUGUACUAACAGAGAGUGGGAUCUUGAAACUGCUAGACCACGGCGACAGCGUUAUGGCUAACGUAGGAGACGGUGAAAUAUCUCAGUUAAUAGAAGCUGACAAUGCUACUCUAACGGAACCACUGUUCUGUGGAAAUACUGAAAACGAUUUACCACCGAGAGAAGAGACGGACGAUACACGACAGGACUUUGAGGAGAUGGACUUUGCUCUCCGACAGUACCUUAAGAACAUCAUCUGGGAGGUUAAGAGGAGCCGUUUAUUCGGCGGCGUAAUUCCAUGCAAUCUGUCUGGUCACAUUCAACAACUUUGGACAGUCAAUUGUUUGCUUUGCAAUUUCAGAGAGCCUGUGGUUAUAUGAGUUUGCGAGAUAAAUCUAGAGACAUGGGAAGUGGGUGCAGGGAUCGAUUUCAUAAAGCUGGUUAGCAGAAAACAUUGCUUGACAAAUUUAUUGCUAAGCAAAAAUUGAGUGGGGCACCAG